AUGACCAAACGAUCCUGCACUAAGCGGAAGCCCUGCGAGUCCGGCACGACGGCAAAAAAGAACGGAUCUAAGAAGACAAGAACUUCGGCGCACCAGAAAAACGUGUCCCUUGCAGAAGCCCACCUGGAAGCCAGCCUGAAGAAGCAGGAGGUGCAGCAGGACUAUCUCCGCGAGCAGCUUAAGUUCAACAAGAAGAAGUGGACCGAGAAAAAGUCGGCCAUGCUGCAACAGCUGCAGAUAGAUUGUGACAGAUGCGAAGAGGAAGCGAAGGCACGCAAAGCAACGGAGCGGCACCAAGUCUUCUAUGCACUGAUCAUCCAAGGCAAGACGCCGAGCGAGAUUAAGGAGCUUCUUCAAGUUUAA
This is a messenger RNA of Phytophthora sojae, 363 nucleotides long. RefSeq lists its product as hypothetical. The record is from RefSeq and is a predicted model, not a curated record. The transcript has a single exon. Lineage: Eukaryota; Oomycota; Peronosporomycetes; Peronosporales; Peronosporaceae. The coding region runs from base 1 to 363 and encodes 120 amino acids.